AUGGGCCGAUUAACCACUGAAGCUCUCUUGAAGCUGGGAGUAAUUGACCCAGAACUUGAUGGUUUUUUGAAGGCGAACACGAUCCAAAGCAUCGACUACAGCGACAUUCAUGAAUUCAAGAAAGGGGCCGAACAACUCGACGCCCAGAAGAUUGCUAGGCUAGGAGAAUCCCCCGCCAGCGUCAAGCGGUCAGAGACGCACUACACCGCCGAAGAUGGCAUGCAGCUUCGAGCACUGAUCUACCAACCAGUGACGCCGACGGCGGAAGGAGUUCCACUGGUCGUACUCUUUCACGGCGGCGGGUUCUGCAUUGGUAUUCCCGAAGAUGAAGAGGAGACGGCCCGAAACAUCGUCAACGCGUUUGGAGCAACUUGUGUCUCAUGUGCAUAUCGACUGGCUCCUCGAUUCAAGUUUCCGUACGCGGCUAAGGAUGGUUGGUCAGCUUUGAAAUGGGCGGCCGUCAACGCCAAAUCCUGGGGUGCUGAUCCGGCGGUGGGAUUCGCCGUGGGUGGUACUUCCGCUGGAGCUAACUUGGCAGCCGUAACUGCGUUUCUUGCUCGAGACCAUAACCUUUCGCCGCCGUUGACAGGGCUGUAUCUAGCGGUACCUUUGGUAUGUGGCGAGUCAGUGCUGCCAGAAAAACUUCGGGACCGCUUCAUGUCGUAUGAACACAACAAGGAUGCAUUGGUGCUGCCGAGGGCGGCCAUCGACAUGUUCAUUAGGGCCUACGAACCUAAUUUCGAAGAUGCAAUCCUUUAUUCGGUCUUGAAUCAUCCCAAAGGCCAUAAAGAUCUCCCACCAACAUUCUUGCAGAUCAACGGCAUGGACCCGCUUCGGGACGAAGCCAUGAUCUUUGCAGAUGUCCUCGAAGAGAACAGCGUCAAAGUUAAACUCGAGAUCUAUCCUGGUGUACCUCAUUGUCACUGGAUUUUCUUCCCAUUCCUCCAAGCUAGCGUGAAAUUCAGAGAGGACCAGGUUGAAGGCUUCGGAUGGCUCUUGAACCAGAAGCCUAGGCUUUUAGAAGUCUAA
This is a messenger RNA of Exophiala xenobiotica, 1029 nucleotides long. RefSeq lists its product as uncharacterized. Gene Ontology annotation, molecular function: hydrolase activity. The record is from RefSeq and is a predicted model, not a curated record. Bases 1 to 1029 code for a protein of 342 amino acids. Lineage: Eukaryota; Fungi; Ascomycota; Eurotiomycetes; Chaetothyriales; Herpotrichiellaceae. The transcript is spliced from 3 exons.